Messenger RNA from Oncorhynchus nerka (sockeye salmon), 2633 nucleotides. RefSeq names its product suppressor of cytokine signaling 1-like. NCBI's taxonomy places the organism in Eukaryota, Metazoa, Chordata, Actinopteri, Salmoniformes, Salmonidae. The coding region runs from base 395 to 1183 and encodes 262 amino acids. Gene Ontology annotation, cellular component: phosphatidylinositol 3-kinase complex. The record is from RefSeq and is a predicted model, not a curated record. Gene Ontology annotation, biological process: phosphatidylinositol phosphate biosynthetic process; intracellular signal transduction. Gene Ontology annotation, molecular function: 1-phosphatidylinositol-3-kinase regulator activity. The transcript has 5 exons.
UUCUCAGAAACGGUGUUCACUUUAAAACGAAAGCGAAACUGAUGUGUUGGUGUAGCGUACGGGUCCUGAACGUUUAUUUAGCUCCCUUACCGAUCACCAGCGGACAGAUGAUCAAACCAACAAGGAGAGAGAGAGAGUAAGAGAGGAUGUGAAAGACAAUGUGGAUAUACUAUACCGUUGGAUUACCGCGUCUUCUCUCUACUAGUUUGAACGUUUACUGAUGAUCAAGAACAGGAUUAAUACCGCUGUGAUUCUGUGAUUAAAAACGGAUUCUGCGUCGGAAAAUAUAAAAAGUGCAUCAGAAAAAAACCUACAUUUUGCACUCGUUUUGCAAAACGGAUGCCAGGGAACUGUGUAGCGAUGGGAGAGGGUUGGGACCGCUCUCCCCUGUAGGAUGGUCGCUCACAGCUCUGUGGAAGAACAAGACACAACAACAAAAGCACCUUCGUCAUCGUCGCCACCCUCGUCAUCGUCGUCACCUUCUAGACCUCUAGGCGCCUCCUCCACCUUCCUCUCGACUCCACACUUGGACCACCACGCAACCUCACCACCACCAUCAUCAUCACCACCAUCGUCAUCAUCAUCAUCAGUCUCCCAGUCACACCGUCAGCGCCCAUCCAACCAGUGUGUGGCGUCCCCUAUCCCAGGACCAGACCUGUUAGACCACAAACCCCCUCUUCCCCUCCUGGACCCAGUGCCCACCCACUUUCAUCUGUUCCCCUGCAAGGUAGACUUCCUGUUGAUCACUCGGACGGCCGCCAUGUUGGAACGUUCCGGCUUCUACUGGGGCCCGCUAGGAGUGGAGGAGGCUCACAGUCGACUGAAGGACGUUGCCACGGGAACAUUCUUGAUCCGGGACAGUCGUCAGAAAGACGUCUUCUUCACGCUGUCCUAUCGCGCGGCCAGCGGCCCGGUCAGCGUACGCAUCGUCUAUAAGGGACAACGGUUCGGCCUGGCAGGAAGUGAGCACUCUUUCCCCUGCCUCUUCCUCCUGCUCGAACACUACAUUCAUUCCUCUAAGAAAAGCCUGACCGUUCCGUACAGGAAGCAGCGCCCUACGCUCCAGGAACUGUGCAGGAAGCAGGUCGUGGAGUCAUGCAGCGGCGAGGUGGAACGGGUCGCCAGGGUCCCCGUCAACCCAGUCCUAAAACACUUCCUGUUAGAGUUCCCAUACAGGAUAUGAUGUCACAGGGGAUGCCGUUGAGGCGGGACUUGAUUUGGAUCGGGUCGGUACUGAAGGGUACGUACCGGAUAUGAUGUCAAAGGGGAUGCCGUUGAGGCGGGACUUGAUUUGGAUCGGGUCGGUACCGAAGGGUUUUUCAGAUCGGUCGCUUUGAAACUAGAGACCGGGUCGUGGUUAGAAACGAGGUCGGAGUUCAAAACCGCACCCUAUUCUCUAAACGGUGCACUACUCGACAGGGUCAUAGGUCACACUUGGUCUGGGUUUGGGUUUAUCCGGUUUGGUGGUGGUCCCUGGAGGAUUUUAAGGGACCGUAUAUAUGUGGACCACCACCACAACGACAACAGGUUAUGGGGCGGCUGCAUUAAAGAACCACCACCGGGGUUCUGGUUGUGUUCUGAUCCGGGUCGCUGACCCUGUGAGGUGGACGGUUUGGUUAGUGGACUGGUUCUGCCGUUGUAGGCAGGGCUGGGUUCUGGUUGUGUUCUGAUCCGGGUCGCUGACCCUGUGAGGUGGACGGUUUGGUUAGUGGACUGGUUCUGCCGUUGUAGGCAGGGCUGGGUUCGCUGUAGCACAACAACUCAAGCAUCAAUACUUUACAAUGUUUACAAUGUUGUUUACAAACUUUUACAACGACCAGGAAUGUUUACGCUACACAAUAUUACAGUACUGUAUGUAUAACUGUGUACUCUCUGGUACUACCAGGUAUAACUGUGUACUCUCUGGUACUAACAGGUAUAACUGUGUACUCUCUGGUACUAACAGGUAUAACUGUGUACUCUCUGGUACUAACAGGUAUAACUGUGUACUCUCUGGUACUAAUGGGUAUAACUGUGUACUCUCUGGUACUAAUGGGUAUAACUGUGUACUAUGUAGUACUGGCGGGUAUAACUGUGUACUCUCUGGUACUAACAGGUAUAACUGUGUACUCUCUGGUACUAAUGGGUAUAACUGUGUACUAUGUAGUACUGGCGGGGGGUAUAACUGUGUACUCUCUGGUACUAACAGGUAUAACUGUGUACUCUCUGGUACUAAUGGGUAUAACUGUGUACUCUGUAGUACUGGCGGGUAUAACUGUGUACUCUCUAGUACUAAUGGGUAUAACUGUGUACUCUGUAGUACUGGCGGGUAUAACUGUGUACUCUCUGGUACUAAUGGGUAUAACUGUGUACUAUGUAGUACUGGCGGGUAUAACUGUGUACUCUCUGGUACUAACAGGUAUAACUGUGUACUCUCUGGUACUAAUGGGUAUAACUGUGUACUCUGUAGUACUGGCGGGUAUAACUGUGUACUCUCUAGUACUAACAGGUAUAACUGUGUACUCUCUGGUACUAAUGGGUAUAACUGUGUACUCUGUAGUACUGGCGGGUAUAACUGUGUACUCUCUAGUACUAAUGGGUAUAACUGUGUACUAUGUAGUACUGGCGGGUAUAACUGUGUACUCUCUGGUACU